AUGGCGUCGAUGGAGAUUUAUCAGAGAAUCGUCAGAGAAACCAAACGGAGAAGAAAAGGAAGAAGAGAGUGGAAGAUUGAGAUCCCCAAUGAUGUCAUGGAAGAAAUCGUGAUGAAGCUUCCGGUGAGAUCGAUUAUGAGGUUCCAAGCGGUUUCAAAGCAUUGGGAAUCGGUGAUUAAGACAAGAGAUUUUGGGGCAAGACACAUGGCUCAUCAGAGAAACAAAGAUCCUAAACUCAUGUUUGUUUCUUAUGGUUUUGAUCAUAUCCGUUUUGAGCAAAGGGACUUGGAGACGACUUCUCUUGAAGAGAGACUCUGUUUUGAAAUUGAAGAGAUUAAUGGUCCUAUCGAGAUCUCCGAAUGCUGCGAUGGCCUUGUCUGCUUCUACUGCUUGACUCAAGCAGUGAGAGUGAUAAAUACGGCCACAGAAACGUUGUUGCCACCACUCCCCUUAGCAAAUUUUCAGCGUGUGAAGAGGCUGCGUGAUGUGUUGUCGUUGGCUGUUGAGAAUUGA
Brassica oleracea var. oleracea is the source of this 513-nucleotide messenger RNA. RefSeq names its product putative F-box protein At2g02030. Bases 1 to 513 code for a protein of 170 amino acids. Gene Ontology annotation, molecular function: protein binding. Lineage: Eukaryota; Viridiplantae; Streptophyta; Magnoliopsida; Brassicales; Brassicaceae. The record is from RefSeq and is a predicted model, not a curated record. The transcript has 2 exons.